Molecule: messenger RNA, 615 nt
Organism: Aspergillus calidoustus
Lineage: Eukaryota; Fungi; Ascomycota; Eurotiomycetes; Eurotiales; Aspergillaceae
Source: the annotation of a GenBank genome assembly
AUGAGUGGCAGCUCAUAUCCGAAAGCCGAAUACAAUGUACUGGGGGCCUCCUUGAAAGUGGGAGCGCUGAGUGGCUCAGCCGGGCUCGUCUACGGCGGGAUCUCAGGAGUGAUCCGAUCACCCCAUCCUGUCAUUCAUUCCAUUUCCUGCGGUAUCCACUGGUUUGCCUGUGGAACCUCCUUUUGGUGGCUGAGAAGCAAUAUUCUCGAGAAAUACUAUGAGGAUAAAGCCACUCCCAGGCAACGUACCUACGCCAGUACUGUGUCUGGUGGUGUUGCUGGAGGUGUUGUUACCAGACUAAUGGGCGGUCGGCUUGUCCCGGGACUCGUUAUCUUCUCGCUUCUUGGAUGUAUUGGGCAGGCCUCAUACAACACCAUCGAUCAAUGGCAGCUGAAACAAGCGAACACGCCGUCUAAGCCAUUCCUUGACCGCAUAGCGGAGUCUAAAUGGGUUCCGCUCAAGUCGCUGUCUGACGACGAGUAUCGGCACAUCUUGAGCGAGAAACUGCUAAGCAUUGAGGCGGAGAUUGCGCUUAUCGAUGAUAAGAUCGAGGAGCUUGAGAGGGAUAAAGUGGUUGAGUCGAAGAAGCAGUCUACUGAACAACGAACACAGUGA